AUGACGACCCUGGCGCUGCGGUCAGGCUACCUUGGCCGCUUAUCGAGAUCCGCCAUCGCAUCCACCACCCGCACCGCCACCCGCGCGCGUUGCGCCCCGACUAUAUCCAGAUCGCUCCUCUCCAACCAGCGGAUACGAACAUACGCCAGCAUCCCGCCGAAAGAUCCGAAGGACCCGAAGGACCACGACGGUGGCAAGGAUGAUGCAAACAAGAGGGUGAAUUUCAACCAGAAUUCGCAAGGCGGAAAUGCCAAGGAGGGUUUCUCCAAGCUCACUCCCGAGGAGGAGCAAGCCAUGGAUAACCUGCUGGCCAAGUUAAAGCAAGGCCUUCCGAGGUCCCAAGGUCGGGAUCUGGAACGCGCUUUUCAGGAAAUCAAGAAGAAUGGGCUCCCGCAAGAGAUGCGCUACAUCAUGAAGAACCUACAGGAUGGGUCACCCAUGGACUUGGGCACCGCCGCCAAGCUUGUGAGGAUGACCACCACCAUGGCCCGGAGAGCUGCGGACAAGGCUGUUUUUGGUGAGAAGGACGAGCCGCAGAAGACUCAAGAUGAGGAACCCCAACAGAAGGCUGGCAGCCACGAUCCCGGCCCACGGAAUCAGCAGAAGGACAAGAGCAAGCAGAAAAACCCUGGCCAGCAGCCGUCCAUCGCCGACAUCAACCUCGAUCUGGGCUCCAUGCUCAUGUCUGCUUUUGUCGCAUACCUUCUGUACCGCCUCGUCGUCCCUGGAGAGAACUCGAAGGAGAUCACAUGGCAAGAGUUCCGCAGCACCUUCCUGGACAAGGGCUUGGUUGAGAAGGUCGUCGUCGUCAGCGGCCAGAGGGCCCGCGUCUAUCUCCACCGGGAAGCCGUUGGAUCAAUGUACCCCGAUUCCCCCGCCACGAACCCCAAUUUCCACUACUACUUUACUCUUGGCUCUGUUGAGUCUUUCGAGAGGAAGAUGGACCAGGCCCAAGAUGACCUCGGCAUCCCUGCAGGCGAACGCAUUCCGGUUGCAUACUCUGACGAGGUGCCGUGGAUAGCUACUAUCUUGUCUUUUGGUCCCACGCUUUUGGUCAUUGGUUCCAUUUUCUUCCUGACAAGACGUGCUGGCUCGGGCGCUGGAGGUUCCAGUGGCAUCUUCGGUAUGGGAAGGAGCCGCGCCAAGAAGUUCAACCACGAGACAGACAUCAAGGUCAAGUUCGCAGAUGUUGCCGGAAUGGACGAGGCCAAGCAGGAGAUUAUGGAAUUCGUCAGCUUCUUGAAGGAGCCCGGCGUCUACCAGAAGCUCGGUGCUAAGAUUCCCCGUGGUGCUAUUCUUUCUGGUCCUCCUGGUACCGGUAAGACGCUGCUUGCAAAGGCCACUGCCGGAGAAUCCGGUGUGCCAUUCUUCAGUGUCAGCGGUUCCGAAUUCGUCGAGAUGUUUGUCGGUGUUGGUCCCUCGAGAGUACGCGACUUGUUCGCCACUGCGCGAAAGAGCACGCCUUGCAUUAUUUUCAUCGACGAAAUCGACGCUAUCGGAAAGUCAAGAGCAAAGCAAAGCUUUGGCGGUGGCAACGACGAGAGAGAAAGCACGCUUAACCAGAUCCUAACCGAGAUGGAUGGCUUCAACACCUCGGAGCAGGUGGUUGUCCUUGCUGGUACUAACAGACCGGAUGUUCUCGAUAAGGCGCUUAUGCGUCCUGGUCGUUUUGACAGGCACAUUGGCAUUGACCGGCCGACCAUGGAAGGCCGCAAGCAGAUUUUUGGUGUGCAUCUUAAGAAGAUCGUCACCAAGGAGGACAUUGACUUCCUUACUGGCCGUCUCGCAGCACUUACGCCUGGCUUCGCAGGUGCGGAUAUCGCCAACUGCGUGAACGAAGCUGCACUGAUUGCUGCUCGUUUCCACGCUGAAAGUGUUGAGAUGAAGCACUUUGAACAAGCCAUUGAGCGUGUAAUUGGCGGUCUAGAGAAGAAGUCCAUGGUCCUCUCCCCUGAAGACAAGAAGACGGUUGCAUACCAUGAGGCAGGCCACGCCAUCUGUGGCUGGUACUUCAAGUAUGCGGACCCCCUCCUCAAGGUGUCGAUUAUCCCCCGUGGUUCCGGUGCCCUCGGAUACGCCCAGUACCUCCCCACCGGUGACACGUAUCUCAUGAACGUCAACCAACUCGUCGACCGCAUGGCCAUGGCUCUGGGCGGCCGCGUCUCGGAGGAGCUCCACUUCGAGACGGUCACGUCGGGCGCAUCCGACGACUUCAACAAGGUCACGCGCAUGGCCACGGCCAUGGUGACCAAGUGGGGCAUGUCGACCAAGAUCGGCUACCUGUACUUCGAAGACGACACGCAAUCCCAACUCCACAAGCCCUUCUCCGAGGAGACGGCCAAGAACAUCGACUCGGAGGUGCGCCGCAUCGUCGACGAGGCCUACAAGCAGUGCAAGGACCUGCUGGUCGAGAAGAAGCACGAGGUGGGGCUCGUCGCCGAGGAGCUGCUGAAGAAGGAGAUGCUCGGCCGCGACGACCUCGAGCGCAUCCUCGGCCCGAGGCCUUUCGGCGACCCCAAGGACUUUACCAAGUACUUUGGCUCCAAGGGCGACCGCGAGGGCGCUGGGCCCGGUAGCGUGCCUGGCGCGACGUCGAUAGGUAAGGAGGAUGGCGACGCUCCGGAGCCGCCGAAGAUUCCUCCGGGCGGCGUGGCCUUGUAA
Molecule: messenger RNA, 2661 nt
Organism: Lasiodiplodia theobromae
Lineage: Eukaryota; Fungi; Ascomycota; Dothideomycetes; Botryosphaeriales; Botryosphaeriaceae
Product: Cell division protease FTSH
Exons: 2
Coding region: 1-2661 (886 amino acids)
Biological process (GO): protein-containing complex assembly; mitochondrial protein processing
Cellular component (GO): membrane; m-AAA complex
Molecular function (GO): ATP-dependent peptidase activity; zinc ion binding; ATP hydrolysis activity
Source: RefSeq, a predicted model, not a curated record